Molecule: messenger RNA, 366 nt
Organism: Staurois parvus
Lineage: Eukaryota; Metazoa; Chordata; Amphibia; Anura; Ranidae
Source: the annotation of a GenBank genome assembly
UAUGUCAUUCUCCACACGGGGCUGAUCACCUAUCUCAUAUGUCUCUUCCUCUUUGAUUUCAACUUUGAUAUAAAUCUGGUCAUCAUCCUAAAAUACACAAAUAUCAGCACAUGGACACUAAAUAGGGAGCAUAAGUAUACAAGAUUAUACUCUCAUACCGUCUGGAGAUACUUUUUUCUACCUGAUCAUGGUGAAGGAUGGUGUGACCUUCCUGUGUGGAAUCCCGGGAAUACAGAGGACGGGGACAUCUCUCUGGCGGGUUCCCAUGACUGGAUCCAUCUACCUGAUGAUGGUGGGGGAUGGUGUGAUCUUCCUGUGUGGAAUCCCGGGAAUACAGAGGACGGGGACAUCUCUCUGGUCGGUUCC